Gadus chalcogrammus (walleye pollock) is the source of this 1787-nucleotide messenger RNA. RefSeq names its product cyclic AMP-responsive element-binding protein 5-like. Lineage: Eukaryota; Metazoa; Chordata; Actinopteri; Gadiformes; Gadidae. The transcript has 11 exons. Gene Ontology annotation, molecular function: cAMP response element binding; DNA-binding transcription factor activity, RNA polymerase II-specific. Bases 104 to 1606 code for a protein of 500 amino acids. Gene Ontology annotation, biological process: regulation of transcription by RNA polymerase II. The record is from RefSeq and is a predicted model, not a curated record.
GUAAUGCGUCUGUAAAUAGACUGUAUUGUAAUCUCGCUCCAGCACAACGUGGUUCCUCUCUCAGUGCCGCUUGUCCUUUUGCAGUUGCAGGUCUGAGUGGGAUAUGAACGACGAACAGGACAGACCCUACCUGUGCAAUGCCCCGGGCUGCUCUCAGCGCUUUCAUUCAGAGGAGCACCUGAUGAUCCACAGACACAAGCACGAAAUGACCCUCAAGUUCCCAUCCAUCAAGGCGGACAACGCCUCCACAGACCAGACUCCAACGCCCACACGAUUCCUGCGGAACUGCGAUGCGGUGGGUCUGUUCAAGGAGAUAGAGGAAGAGUUUCUGCAGGCACAACAAGAGGAGAACAACAAACUGCAGCAACAUCUAAAGCCCCAGCACCAGCUCCCCCCGGAGCCCCGGCAGAGCGGGCCCAGCCUCCACCACCCCCUCACCCAGCCGCUGUCGCACCCCCAGAGCCACGGCCACCUGAUGGCCCCCAGCUGCAGCCUGGCCGCCCACAAGGCUGCUCCCCCGCCCCUGCAGCCCGGCUCCGUGAUCGCCCAGGCCCGCGGCGGCCUCAUGCACUCUGGGCCGGUGCCCGGGCUGCCCUCCUCCCUGCUCCACCCGAGGAGCAGACAGAGACAACCCCUUCCCGCCUCCAUGCCUGGCACCCUGCCAGACCCCGCCAUGCAGGGGGCAUCUGCUCAGCACCUGCCUAUGGAGAGGCAGAUGUCCAGCAUGUUGGGCCUAGCGGGACACGGGAACAGGGCCCCCUGCUCCUCCCCCCAGAGGGGCAAACCGACGCCGAGCCACCACCACCACCACCCCAACCAGCCGCAGCAUCACGGCAUGACGCCCGUCGGCCACAUGAUGGACGUGAUGUCACAGCGGCAGCCGCAGAUGCCCCCGCACCACCCGCACCACCACCACCUCCCCGCCGCGCCCCUCCCCUACCAGCCCCGGUGCCACGGCGCCCUGCCCGGGCAGCAUCCCCUGGGCGCGGGCACCGGCCAUCAGCUCCGCCAGCCGGGGAACGCCCCCCACAGCCAGCCCCAGCACUCGCCCCUGUCCCACCUCCACCACGGCCCCCUGCCGCAGCACGGGUCCCCCCUCUCCAUUGCGUCAGAGCUCUCCCCGGGGUCCCAGCAGAUGCAUUCCCCCCAGCCGUGUCUGCCCCAUCAUGCACUGGGGCAGAGCGGGGGUCGCCGACGGAGGACCACGGAGCACGACCCCGACGAGCGGCGGCAGAAGUUCCUGGAGCGUAACCGGGCGGCGGCCACACGCUGCCGCCAGAAGAGGAAGGUGUGGGUGUCGUCGCUGGAGAAGAAGGCGGAGGAGCUGACACACACCAACCUGCAGUUACAGAACGAGGUGACAUCACUGAGGUCAGAAGUGGGCCAGCUGAAGCAGAUUCUCCUGACCCACAAGGACUGUCCCGUCACCACACACCAGAGAGAGACACAGGGUUAUGCCAAUGCAGGGCUGAGCCCGGGAGGAAGUCCCGCCCUCGCAUGUCCCGGCUCUCAUCGCGGGGCCGUUCAGCACAACAGCAUCUCCACCUCCUCCACCCCCACCACGGCAGGAGGGGACACGGGGCACGACCACCACCCCGGGCGUUAGCCUACAGACGUCCACCUGGCAAAGGGCCCCGCAAGGUCCCCCAGCUCCUCUGUUCCUUCUGACCCCCCAGCCAUGUCCCCAGCCAGGUCCGCCCUGUGGCCUCGGCCGUCCACACCCAUGAACACACUGAACUGGGGGGAGGAUAACAGAGUCUAGAUUAUGUGUGCGAGAGGAGCCAAGA